This is a messenger RNA of Ricinus communis (castor bean), 1912 nucleotides long. Its product is annotated as WD-40 repeat-containing protein MSI1. Gene Ontology annotation, cellular component: nucleus. The record is from RefSeq and is a predicted model, not a curated record. NCBI's taxonomy places the organism in Eukaryota, Viridiplantae, Streptophyta, Magnoliopsida, Malpighiales, Euphorbiaceae. Bases 320 to 1594 code for a protein of 424 amino acids. Gene Ontology annotation, molecular function: histone binding. The transcript is spliced from 4 exons. Gene Ontology annotation, biological process: regulation of gene expression.
GACCCUCCUAAAUAAAAAUAUUUAAGAUUAAGGUUUGGAGUCUUUAUUUUCCUUUUCUUCUCUUUUAGGGAAUACGUAGAAACCAGAGUUAAGGAUUCAAAUUGAAUUUAGCAGUAAUUCCAGUUAGCCAAAGAUAAAAAGAAAGAAAGAAAAAAGUGAUAAGAGCGGAAAAUAGUAGGCGAGGGUUUUCCGUUUUGGCGGGAAUCAUUGGGUGAUAAAUCCCCAAAUUGACAAUCUAUUAUCUGAGUCUGCAGUAGUGCAAAGAAAUAAGAAACCCUAGCCCGCCCCUAACCGCUGGAGAGAGAGAGAGAGACGGAGAAUGGGAAAAGAUGAAGAAGAAAUGAGAGGGGAGAUAGAGGAGAGACUGAUUAACGAAGAAUACAAAAUAUGGAAAAAGAACACGCCAUUUCUAUACGAUCUGGUGAUAACUCAUGCCCUCGAGUGGCCUUCCCUCACUGUCGAAUGGCUGCCAGACCGCGAGGAGCCUCCUGAUAAGGAUUACUCCGUCCAGAAGAUGAUCCUUGGGACUCACACCUCCGAGAACGAGCCUAACUACCUUAUGCUGGCCCAGGUCCAGCUUCCCCUCGAUGAUGCCGAGAAUGACGCCCGCCACUACGACGACGAUCGCUCCGAUAUGGGUGGGUUUGGAGCAGCCAACGGCAAAGUCCAAAUCAUUCAGCAAAUCAAUCACGAUGGCGAGGUCAACAGGGCUCGUUACAUGCCCCAAAACCCUUUCAUCAUUGCCACAAAGACCGUCAGUGCAGAAGUCUAUCUCUUUGACUACAGCAAGCACCCUUCAAAGCCCCCUCUGGACGGCGCUUGUUCUCCCGAUUUGCGGUUGAGAGGCCACAGCACUGAAGGAUACGGAUUGUCCUGGAGUAAGUUUAAACAAGGUCACUUGCUUAGCGGUUCUGAUGAUGCUCAAAUAUGCUUAUGGGACAUCAAUUCUACUCCUAAAAACAAGUCCCUUGAUGCUUUCCAAAUCUUUAAGGUUCAUGAAGGCGUUGUUGAAGAUGUUGCCUGGCAUCUCAGGCACGAAUACUUAUUUGGCUCUGUUGGGGAUGAUCAAUACCUCCUCAUAUGGGAUCUCCGCACUCCUUCUGUCUCCAAACCUGUCCAAUCUGUUGUUGCUCACCAGAGUGAGGUUAAUUGCUUGGCUUUUAAUCCUUUCAAUGAAUGGGUUGUGGCCACGGGAUCUACAGAUAAAACUGUCAAGUUGUUUGAUAUACGGAAGAUCAAUACAGCACUUCACACAUUUGAUUGCCACAAGGAGGAGGUUUUCCAAGUUGGGUGGAACCCCAAAAAUGAAACUAUUUUAGCUUCUUGUUGCCUUGGCAGAAGGCUCAUGGUGUGGGAUCUUAGCAGGAUCGAUGAAGAACAGACACCUGAGGAUGCUGAAGAUGGUCCUCCAGAGUUGCUUUUUAUUCAUGGUGGUCACACAAGUAAAAUAUCGGAUUUUUCGUGGAAUCCUUGUGAGGACUGGGUUAUUGCAAGUGUAGCUGAAGAUAACAUACUUCAGAUAUGGCAGAUGGCAGAGAAUAUCUACCAUGAUGAAGAUGACAUACCUGGGGAUGAAUCCAAUAAAGGGUCCUAGUUUUUUUCCUUCUCUUUUCUUUUUUUCUUUUGAUUUCUUUUCCCCAAGCUAAGGCCUAGAGAGCUUGGGGAGACGUGAGAUUGGGGGCGUUUCAGAAGAUGAAGAAAAAAUUUAGGAAAUCUUCAUUGUUCCUUUUUGUUUUUAGGUCUGCCUCUAAUAUUCUGCUGGCUCUCUGUUUAGCUCUAUGGAAGCCUUUGGUUGAUUCUUGGGCCUAACUGAAAGUGUUACGGCGCAUGCAUAAUAUUUUAAAGCAGAACUUUGUUUUGUAUCUGUAAUUGUACUUUGCUUGAGCAAUGACAUAACUGCAACUUGAUUAGA